Messenger RNA from Daktulosphaira vitifoliae (grape phylloxera), 1824 nucleotides. It is a transcript of the gene Pka-C1, whose product is annotated as cAMP-dependent protein kinase catalytic subunit 1. Gene Ontology annotation, molecular function: cAMP-dependent protein kinase activity; ATP binding. The transcript is spliced from 2 exons. Gene Ontology annotation, cellular component: cAMP-dependent protein kinase complex; nucleus. NCBI's taxonomy places the organism in Eukaryota, Metazoa, Arthropoda, Insecta, Hemiptera, Phylloxeridae. Bases 321 to 1379 code for a protein of 352 amino acids. Gene Ontology annotation, biological process: peptidyl-serine phosphorylation. The record is from RefSeq and is a predicted model, not a curated record.
UUGAGGAUUUCGGCCAGGAAAAAAAAGGAAAAAAUUGUUUUCCUAUCAAUUUUUUUUAUUGACCAUUUUGUUUAUGUAUAUCGGAUGUUCGUAAUUUUUAUUCUUAUUUGUUAUUAUUAUUAAUAUAGUUUGUAGAAGUUUAGUAGAAAAUUAUGAUACUAGCCGAUUAUAUAGGAAUAUUAUCAAUGUCGAUUUACCGAGUCAACCUCCAUCGAAUCUGAGAAGACGUUUUAAUACAGCACAUACAGUCAGCUAAACGGUGUAUUAGUUGAUGAUAAUACUUUCAACAAGAAGCCCUGGAAGGUAAAAAAGCAAACACAAUGGGUAAUGCCGCAACGGCUAAUAAGAAAGGUGAUUCGGCCGAGAGCGUUAAAGAGUUUCUUGAUCAGGCCAAAGAAGAUUUUGAGGAAAAAUGGAAAAAGAAUCCUACAAACACUGCAGCUCUUGAAGAUUUUGAUCGUAUUAAAACUUUAGGUACUGGGUCAUUUGGCCGUGUGAUGAUUGUUCAACACAAGGCUUCCAAAGAGUACUAUGCUAUGAAGAUCCUAGAUAAACAAAAAGUUGUUAAACUAAAACAAGUGGAACAUACAUUGAAUGAAAAAAGAAUUUUACAAGCAAUCAGUUUUCCAUUUCUUGUCAGUUUGAAAUAUCACUUCAAGGACAACUCUAAUUUAUACAUGGUGCUUGAAUAUGUACCAGGUGGUGAAAUGUUUUCUCAUUUACGUAAAGUUGGACGUUUCAGUGAGCCACAUUCGCGUUUUUACGCGGCUCAAAUAGUGCUAGCAUUCGAGUACUUACAUUACCUUGACCUUAUAUACAGAGAUCUCAAGCCAGAGAAUUUACUAAUCGACUCUCAGGGCUACUUAAAAGUGACUGAUUUUGGUUUUGCCAAACGUGUCAAAGGCCGAACUUGGACGUUGUGUGGUACACCUGAAUAUUUGGCACCUGAGAUCAUAUUAAGUAAAGGUUAUAAUAAAGCUGUUGACUGGUGGGCUUUAGGUGUUUUAGUAUAUGAAAUGGCAGCUGGAUAUCCUCCAUUUUUUGCUGAUCAACCAAUACAAAUAUAUGAAAAGAUAGUAUCGGGCAAGGUACGUUUCCCAUCGCAUUUUGGUUCUGACUUAAAAGACUUAUUAAGGAACCUUUUGCAAGUUGACUUAACUAAACGUUUUGGUAAUCUAAAGAAUGGAGUAAAUGAUAUCAAAGGACAUAAGUGGUUUGCAUCAACUGAUUGGAUCGCUGUAUUUCAAAAGAAAAUUGAAGCUCCAUUCAUACCUAGAUGCAAGGGACCAGGAGACACGAGCAAUUUUGACGAAUAUGAAGAAGAAGCAUUGAGAAUCUCUUCUACAGAAAAAUGCGCCAAAGAGUUUGCUGAGUUUUAGGUAUGCAUAUUAAUAUCUAUUUUAUUUAGAUAUAUUUAUACGUUUUGUUUUUGCAACCUCAGUACACAAUUAAUAUUAACAUAGGAGGACCAAACUGUAAAUGAGAAAUUCUGCUUGUAUCAAAAUUAUGAUUUUGUAGUUAUUCACUAGGGUGGCUUCGUUUAGCCAGUGGCGUUCGCAGGUAUUUUUAAACUAAGUGUCAGAAAAUGGUGAUAACCUUAAAGUCUAUUAACAUUCUAUGUAAUGUUGAUUACUAUGGUAUAACAAAUUACCAUGUUAAUAAUGUAACUAAUAUAGCUUUUUUUAAAGGAGUAAGAGUAUUGGGUAUGUAAAAAAUUAUUUUUUUUUUGUUAAUUUUAAUGUUAUAUUUUAAUUAUCAUCAAGUACUUUCUAAUUUUUCUGUUUAAAUAAUAUAUGAAAAAUAAAAAAUGGCUAGAGUAUUGAU